Molecule: messenger RNA, 6032 nt
Organism: Cololabis saira (Pacific saury)
Lineage: Eukaryota; Metazoa; Chordata; Actinopteri; Beloniformes; Belonidae
Product: protein mono-ADP-ribosyltransferase PARP14-like
Exons: 24
Biological process (GO): negative regulation of gene expression
Cellular component (GO): nucleus; cytoplasm
Molecular function (GO): transcription corepressor activity; NAD+ poly-ADP-ribosyltransferase activity
Source: RefSeq, a predicted model, not a curated record
GUUCACAACGAUGGCUGAGUGCGAGCCGCUGAGCGUGGAGGGGGACUGGGACCCGGCCCCCCAGGACCCCGGGGCCCGGGACAGGACCCUCAGGAACAAGCUGCAGCUCUACUUCCAGAGCAGGAAGAAGUCCAGCGGGGGGGACUGCCGGGUGGAGCUGGAGGAGGGCGCCGCCGCGGCCAAAGUCUUCUUCCGAUCCCCGGAGGUGAGGGAGCAAGUCCUCGCCAGGAAGGAUCACCAGAUCGUCCUGGACAAGCGGACCGUCUCGCUGCGCCUGAGCUCCUCCCCGAAACCCCCCAGCAGAGACGCUGAUUCAGCAGAUCCCAAACCGCCGGAGCCAGAAGAAGAUGUUGGAGCUGCUGCACCGGAACCAGGCGACUCUGAGCGCGCUCAGAGCGCCGCGGUGGUGCUGGACAACGUCCCGGUGGACAUGACCAGAGACCUGCUGAUGAUGCUGGUGGAGAACGUGUCCGGGGUGGAGGAGGACCGCUACAGCCUGGAGGUCCUCCGGGAGUCCGGCAGAGCCGUGGUGGUCUUCCUGGGGCCCCAAGGUCAGCCCCAAGGUCAGCCCCAAGGUCAGCCCCAAGGUCAGCCCCAAGAUGCAGAGAAGUUCGUGGCUCUGAGUCAAACCAACUCAAAGAUGCAGAAACAAGGACUGAGGGCUCGAGUGUUGGAGGCUGCGAAGAGCGUCCGGGUGGAGAGUCUUCCUCCUACGGUGGUUAAAGACAUGCUGGAGAUGUGGUUCGAGAAGACCUGGGUCCUCCCGGACGACGUUGUCAUGAUUCCAGAGGAACAGGCCGCCAUCGUCACCUUCAGUGACCCCCAAGUUGUGCAGAGAAUCAGCCUGCAGGAAGACCACGCCAUGCGCUCCAUCCCCGUCAAGCUGUUUCCCUACUACGAGUCCCUGGGAACCCGCCUGUACGGCCCCGAGCGGCCCGACUGGAGGAUGCCGGAACCCUUCACCGAGCGCGUGGACCCGGUGGUCUGGAAGUUCCUCCUGCAGAAGAACCUGCUGCAGAGCAUCAGCGAACAGAUGCAUCAACACUUCUGCAGCGUGGAUCUGGACGCCCCCGCGGCGAGGCUCUGCCCCCUGCCCGGCCUGCUGAGGCAGAAAGGCCUGACGGCCGAGGUCCUGGAGGGCUGGAGGCCGGCUACCCAGAAGGCCUUCUGCCAGCUGCUGUCCCAGUACUCCGCCUUCGAGUGCGUGGCCAACGCCGAGGCGUGGGACGCUGCAGAGAAGGAGGUCCGCCUGGUGGUGAAGGACGAGGCCGUCCUGGUCUUCGACGCCUCCAGAGGGGUCCUGACUGUCGCCAGCCGAGCCGACAGCGUGAGGGCGGUCCGAGCUCCGGUGGAGACCAUCGUCAUCAAAGCCAUGACUACCAUCGAGCGGAGGACGAAGAGCGUGACAGAGGGGACGGCUCUGUCCCCGGCGCAGGUCUUAAUGCUGCAGCAGGAGGGGCUGGAUGGAGCCGCCAGGGACAUCUCCCCCGAGCUGAAGCUCUCCUACGACCAGAGCAGCCAGGUGCUCAGCAUCACUGGACUUCCUGCAGAGGUCUACCAAACCAAGCUAUGGGUCAUGGAGAAGAACAUGAGCAUGAAGAGGAAAGAGCUGAGGCUCCCGCCGGGCCUGCAGGGAUACCUCCAGACGGUGGACCCAACGGAAAUGUCCAAGCAGCUGUUCACCUCUCAGGGCAUCAGCGCCAUGUACUUCCUGGAGAAGAACCUGAUCUUCCUGCUGGGGAGCUCCAGCCAGGCGCUGGCCGACGCCGAGAGAAGGAUGAGCGCAGACCUGUCCGUGGAGGACCUGGAUGUGGAGGACCAGGAGGUGAUGCGGCUCCAGACCUGGGCGGCGCUGAACCAGCAGCUGCUGGACGCCUACAACAGCUCCAGCAGGAAGACGGUGGCCAUCGUCGUCCGUCCGGAGAGGAGACUCACGGUGACGGUGGCCGGCUUCCUGAACCCGGUCAAGGAGGUCAGCCGCAGCCUGAAGGACUUCAUCUGGAAGAACUCCCGGGUUCAGGAAACCAUCCGGGUCAAGUCCGGCGCCUUUAUCCUCUUCCUCCAGAAGAAGAAGUUGCAGAUGUGUUUGAGUAUUGAAAAGGACAACAACGUGUCCGUGUACUUGGAUCCGGAGAGACCCAGGAUCACCGUCGGUGGGGCUCGGGUGCAGGUCCAGAGCGCCAAGUCCAGCCUCCAGCAGCUCCUGGAGGGCCUGUCCGCCGACACCCUGACCGUGGACAAGCCGGGGGCCAAGAAGUACUUCCAGUCCCAGGGAAUAAUGCUGCUGCUGAGCGUCAUGACGGACUUCAGCGUCACGGUGGUGCUGCAGCCGGAGGAGGACGAGGAGGAUGAGGAGGAUGAGGCCUGCUACUGCCGGGUGAAUACCAACAGGGGGGUCCUGGUCUCCGUCAGCAGGGCCGACAUCUGCCGGUCCCGAGUCGACGCCGUGGUCAACGCCGCCAACGAGGACCUGCAGCACUACGGCGGCGUGGCCAAUGCGCUGCUCCGAGCCGCCCGGCCUUAGCUGCAGAAGGCCAGUGAUGACUACAUCGCCACCCACGGGAAGCUCAGCACCGGUGACGCCGUGGUGACCGGCGCCUACCAGCUGCCCUGCAGCCACGUGGUCCACGCCGUCGGCCCGCGCUUCUCCGACCAGCGACCGGAUGCCUGCGUCCGGCAGCUGAGGGCGGCGGUCAGCGCCAGCCUGAGGCAGGCAGAGGCGGUUGGGUGUCGCAGCAUCGCCCUGCCGGCCAUCAGCUCCGGCGUCUUCGGGUUCCCGGUCCAGCUGUGCGCGGAGACCAUCGCCCGGGCCGUGCGGGAGUUCUGUGACGGCCCGGACGGGCCGGGACCGCUGACCCAGAUCCACCUGGUCGACAACAGGGACGACACCGUCAGAGUCAUGGCCGCCGCCGUCAACGGAGAGUUCAGGGACCUCGGGCCGACCUUGACCAUCCCUACGGAGACGGGGGGGAGGAGCGCCAGGGCUUCUGGAUCCCAGCGAGGUCGAGGGAAGGGUCGCGGCCAGAGCUUCCCCAGAAGAGGACGAGGAGGAGGAAGAGGAGGAGGAGAAAGGGGAGGAGGAGGAAGAGGAGGAGGAGAAAGAGGAGGAGGAGGAAGAGGUGGAAGAGUUUGGGGAGGCCCUAGCAGCUCUGCGGGAAACUCCAGACAUGGAGAAUACGGAGGGCCACGGAGGACCGAGCAGAGCACCGUUAACGGACUGAAGAUCGGGCUCUGUCAGGGGAACAUCCAGGACCAGACGACGGAUGUCAUCAUCAACACCAUCGCAGAGAACCUUAACUUGAACCAGGGGGCCAUCUCCAAAGCCAUUCUGGGGGCGGCAGGUCCCGGCCUGCAGGACGCCGUCUACACCACCGCCGGCGUGGUGUCGCUGCCGCCCGGCAACAUCGUCAUCACCGACGCACACGGCCUCAGAUCUCGGAAAGUCUUCCAUGCCGUGUGUCCUUUCUGGGACAACGGAGGCGGCCAGGCGGAGAAGGAGUUGACGUCCAUCAUCACUUCCUGUCUGAAGGAUGCUGAGAAGAUGCACAUGGCCUCCCUGUCGUUCCCAGCCCUCGGUACCGGGAACCUAGGCUUCCCCAGAGACCUGGUGGUCCGAGUCUUGCUGAGGGAGAUCCACUCAUUCAGCCGCUGGAGGAGUCCCCAGCACCUGAGACGGGUGGAGGUGGUGGUGCACCCCAGCGACACCAGCACCGUGGACUGUUUCACCAGAGAGUUCUCUGGUCAGACGAGUCCCAACGCCCAACAGGAAGUCCUGGAUGUCAACAGGUCUGCGACUGGGCAGCCGCCCGGACGGGUACAACAAUCCUCUGCAUCCUUCAGCCAGGUGUCGUCCCCCACCCUCGGGGUCUACCGCAUGCAGAUGGGUCAGCUGACCCUCGAGGUGUCAUCAGGAGAUAUUACCAAGGAGGCCUGUGAUGUCAUCAUCAACUCCUCCAAUCCAACAUUUGAUCUUCAAUCAGGAGUGUCCAAGGCGAUUCUCAGCGGCGCCGGAAUCACGGUCCAGGCGGAGUGUUUGCAGAUCGUGAACGCGCCGGGGUUCGUUCAUCAUUCCAUGAUCACCACAACCGGUGGUCAGCUGCCCUGCAAGAACAUCAUCCACAUCGUCGGCCAGAAGGAUCCAGGGAAGAUCAGAGAGGUGGUUUACGCCGUGCUGAAGCUCUGCGAGGACAACAGGUUCACCUCAGUCGCCCUCCCAGCGUUGGGAACAGGUCAGGGGGGCGCCGCCCCCGACGCCGUGGCCGACGCCAUGCUGGACGCCGUGGUGGACUUCGUCAGGAAGAAGAGUCCCAGGUUCGUGGGCAGCGUGAAGAUCCUGGUCUUCCAGACGGUCAUGAUGACGGAGUUCCACAACAGCAUGAAGAAGAAACAGGGGCAGGGAGUGGAGGAGAAGGGCUUCCUGGGAAAGAUUAUAGACUCUGUCAGCUCGUUUUUUGGACGUGGGCCGGAUCAGUCCAGUACCAGAGACUUGGUUCUGGAGCGGGAGGAGUUUGAGCCUGCGGUGUUUCAGCUGUGUGGCGACAACCCAAAGGCCGUCAGUCUGGCGAAGAAGAGGAUCAAAGACCUGAUCGUGUCGGAGCAGGACUCCAGGAGCAUCUCAGACCAGUACCUGCACCAGCUUUCCCAGGAGGACCUGGACGAGCUGCAUGCCCUGCAGAGGAAGCUGACGGUCAGCAUCCACCUGGACCGGGGCAGGGACGACCAGGAACCUCGGAUCCACCUGGAGGGUCUGACCAGGGACGUGAUGACAGCCGAGUCCACUGUCAGGGACAUCAUCCGGAAGGUGGAGAGGAAGGAGAACCUGUACCAGAACGCCAGGCGGGUCAGUUCCCAGGUGGAGUGGAAGUUCCAGGACCCCAGCGGCACCAUGGUGACCUUUGACCCCCUCACCAACCUGAAGCUGGAGGAAGCUCUGGAGAAGAAAACCAGCGUGAGGAUCCAGAUCCUGAACCAGGAGUUCAGCGCCGACCCGGAAUUCAGGAAAGCAGUUUCAGCUAAUGGCCGGAAGAAGAUGGAGCUGCUCAGGAAAGACCUGAGAGGAGGUGCCGGUGCUCUGCCCCCCCACUGGGACGACAUGAAGGGGAACAUCUGUAAACUGGUUCCGCUGGCGGCGGGAGGUCCGGAGUACAACGACGUGACGGCGGAGCUCACCAAGGGGGGCCUCACUGCCAACAUCAUCAGCAUCGAGCGGGUCCAGAACACCACGCUGUGGGAGAGCUACCGGGUCCUGAAGAGAGACAUGGAGACCAAGAACCAGCACCAGAACAACGAGAAGGUUCUGUUCCACGGAACCGGAGCCGACUCAGUGGACCUGAUCAACAGCAAGGGAUUCAACCGGAGCUACGCAGGCAAACACGGUGCCAUGUUUGGUAACGGCUCCUACUUCGCGGUGAGCGCCGCCUACUCCGCCGGCUCCUACGCCAGACCGGACCCGCAGGGACACAAGCGGCUCUACAAGGCCCGGGUUCUGGUGGGGGACUUCACUACGGGGAAACAGGGCCUCAUCACUCCCCCGGCCCGGUCCGGGAACCUGGCUGACCUGUACGACAGCGUGGUGGACCGGGUCAACGCCCCCACCAUGUUCGUGAUCUUCAACGACUUCCAGGCCUAUCCAGAGUACCUGGUCACCUUCACCUGACCGGGUCAGAACCAGCACCACCUGGUCACCUUCACCUGACCGGGUCAGAACCAGAACCAACCUGGUCACCCUCACCUGACCCGCUGGAUUAGAACUAGGCUGGGUCAGAACCAACCUGGUUCUGGGUUAGGCUUACGCCGGGCCACUCCUCCAGAACCAGGGUGGUUCUGAAGGUUCUGACCCGGCGGGUCACUCCUCCAGAACCAGGUUGAUUCACACCUACUCGGUUUGGUCGGGUCGGUCCUGGAUCCAACAUGGCGGCUCCUCAGGUUCUGGAGCUGCUCGGACCCGUAGAAGUUCCCAUCAGCCCCGGCAGCCACACAAGUCAGGGGCUGCAGAUGAUUCAUGGCUCCUCCCACCUCCCUGACUCCUCCCA